UGUGUGUGAGAGAGAGAGAGGUGUAGUGCUGGACUGCCUCAGAUCACUCCUCGGUGCUAUUGGAGGUAGACCGCAGCCGGCAGCAUGAUUCUGUUCACACUUGGACUAUAUUUUCAACUCCUCUGCUAUGUGGCGUCAUUCUCUUACGUGGAUAAUAUAUUCCCUCAUCCAACAGAUCUCCAGUUGCUGGAAACCAGAAAGAAAUUCAACCCCUGCUGUUUACUGAGUCCACCUCCGCCCCCUCUCUUCCCUCCACCCCAGUCACUGUGGCGGCAGGGCCCUCUGACUGUGACUGUUGUUCCACCAAAUGAAUGGAACUCAGAAGGGAAGCACAAUCCCACACCCCCCAUGUGUUCCCCAGGGCCUCCAGGACCAGCAGGACCUCCUGGCCCUCAGGGUCCUGCUGGACUGCCAGGACCAAAGGGACCAAAGGGAGAUAAGGGUGAAAUUGGAAGACCUGGACAAAAGGGACGCACUGGCCCUCCUGGUCUUCCAGGACGACAGGGACCAAGUGGAUGGCAAGGACCAACUGGGUCUAAGGGGGAGAAAGGCGACCCUGGGCUGAUGGGCAUGCCAGGGGCAAGAGGACCAAUUGGACCCAAGGGCUUACCUGGACAUAAGGGAGAAAAAGGCUCACAAGGUUUAAGAGGUGAAAUUGGCUCAAAAGGUGACAAAGGAUCAAUGGGUCUUCCUGGAAUGCUUGGCCAGAAGGGUGAAAUGGGCCCAAAAGGAGAACCUGGAAGCUCAGGGAACAGGGGACCCACCGGCCGCCCAGGAAAAAGAGGAAAGCAGGGUGCAAAAGGUGACAUUGGUGCAACUGGACCCAUGGGUCCUGCAGGCCCUCAGGGGGCCAAUGGUCACCCUGGCCCUCCUGGUUUGCCCGCCUCAGGACUGUACAUGGUAGGACAGAAAGGAGAGAAGGGGCAAUCUGGCAGCCCAGGCCGCUGUGGCUGCAAUGCCGCAUCGAGUGCCAAUCCCUCCUUUGACCACUGGGGCAGCUAUCCCAGAGUGCCAGCGAUAUUUGUGGUGAAUAACGAACAGGAGCUGAACCGCCUCCAGACUGAUAACGCUUUGGCCUUCCGUAAAGAUCAGAGGUCACUUUACUUCAAAGACAUUGACGGCUGGAUGCCAAUUCAGUUAAUACCGUUCCAGUCGAUGGAGCGUGAUCCUGACCAGGAGGGUUUCUGUGGAGACAGCAUUGUGCAAGUUGAGAACGGAGAGGAGUGUGAUGAUGGAAAUAAGGUGGUCACAGAUGGCUGUGUCAAGUGCAAACUUGCAUAUUGUGGAGAUGGAUAUCGCUAUGAAGAGGCAGAGGAGUGUGACAGAAAGGAUUUUGGAUUUCACACAUGCAGAUCCUUUUUGCCUGGAUCUUAUGGACAUCUCAAGUGCACAGCUGACUGUUUCAUUGACUCAACAAACUGCAAGUAUUUCACAUGAGGACACAAGAAAGCAGUGUCUCAUUUCAGCUGGUGAGAUCCAUAUAAACAACGACACUGAAAACCGUAGAUUCAGCAGAUAAACCGAGGUAGAAAUCAUUGAGGGAAUUAUCACAAACACAUUAGCUGAACUCCUCUGUUGACAUGAUGCUGAGAGGCCAUGUAGAUCACACGGGAAAAGAAUGCUCGGCAAAGCCAAGUUGUGCUCGCGCACUUAAGAACUCUUAACAGGACUUCAGACACCAUUCUCCGUUCAUUCAGCCUCUGCUGCCUGCCGCUCUGCCCUGGCUUGACAUUUGGCCAGCGUGGUUGGCUGCACUAAGAGGAAACAGGUAAGUUGGGUGCCUCUUGGAGAUGGGUAAAGGACUCCUCAAUACCUCAAAGUACUGUAGUACUGUUUCAGAGGAAAGCCAUUUUCUCCUGGUCAACCCCACCUUCCCUCACACAGGGUGCUCUGUAUGUGGAAUGCAAUGAGACUUUGUUACUAUAGUAUUUUGCAUGAGGCUGAGAUUGCUGUAGACAUGUCAGCAGAGAUCAUUACCAAGGCAUGUAACUGAACAAAACAAAAGUGGCUCAUAUCUUUAAAUGUAAUAUUAUGUAGGCUUAGACCAAACUGGUGCUUGGCCCUGGAUGAAACCUAAUAAUUUCAUUUUCUUAAACGACACUGAUGUACAUUAGGGUUAGUACAGUUUUGCAUACUAGGUCCAAAAUUAGCUUGUUGCCAUACAGCCCAAUAGUGGGUAAAUUGAAGAAAAAAUGGAAUUUAAGAGCUCAUAAAAUGGCACAAUUAUAAGCCAAAUGACUGUUUAAUUGAUAAACAUAUCAAGUCGCUCAAUAA
Molecule: messenger RNA, 2274 nt
Organism: Sinocyclocheilus rhinocerous
Lineage: Eukaryota; Metazoa; Chordata; Actinopteri; Cypriniformes; Cyprinidae
Product: acetylcholinesterase collagenic tail peptide-like
Exons: 17
Coding region: 85-1437 (450 amino acids)
Biological process (GO): extracellular matrix organization
Molecular function (GO): extracellular matrix structural constituent conferring tensile strength
Source: RefSeq, a predicted model, not a curated record